This is a messenger RNA of Gasterosteus aculeatus aculeatus (three-spined stickleback), 1312 nucleotides long. RefSeq names its product calcium and integrin-binding family member 2. Gene Ontology annotation, biological process: calcium ion homeostasis. NCBI's taxonomy places the organism in Eukaryota, Metazoa, Chordata, Actinopteri, Perciformes, Gasterosteidae. The record is from RefSeq and is a predicted model, not a curated record. Gene Ontology annotation, cellular component: stereocilium; cytoplasm; cell periphery. Gene Ontology annotation, molecular function: calcium ion binding; magnesium ion binding.
AGAUGGCCUUUAAUCCGAGGAGCCCCUGAAGGCACCACACUGCCCCCCCCUCCCCUCUAUAAAUCACCUUCCUCCCACUGCGCUGAAUCGGAAGGCUGGGACCCGAAGGACACAAAGGAGCAGAACCUCGUGGACGCGUACUGCUCGACCGGAUGUGGUCCUGAAUGGGCAGAAGCCGACCUGAGAUCAGCGGUACCGUCCUGUGUGAUGGGAGAGGCAGCCGAGCAGGAUGGGCAACAAGCAGACAACCUUCACCGACGAGCAGCUGGAGGCCUUUCAGGACUGCACCUUCUUCACCAGGAAGGAGAUCCUGAGGUUACACGGACGAUAUCGUGAACUCGCUCCUCACCUUGUGCCUCUGGAUUACACCAACAACCCCGACAUCAGGGUUCCUCCCACGCUCAUUGUCACUAUGCCGGAGUUCAAGGAGAACCCGUUCAGAGACAGAAUAGUGGAAACAUUCUCUGAGGAUGGAAACGGGAACCUGAGUUUCAACGACUUUGUUGACAUGUUUUCCGCUCUCUGUGAAACCUCGCCCAGAGAACUCAAGACCAUCUACGCCUUCAAGAUCUACGACUUUAACAGGGACAACUUCAUCUGUAAGGAGGACCUGAAGAAGACCCUGAACAAGCUUACCAAAGGAGAGCUGACGCCAGAGGAAGUCACACUGGUCUGUAACAAAUCCAUGGAAGAGGCCGACCUUGAUGGGGACAGCAAGCUUUCCUUCUCCGACUUCGAGAAUAUGGUCUCAAAGGCUCCGGACUUCCUCAGUAACUUCCAUGUACGGAUAUAAGACUCUCCGGCAGCAGAGGAUGGACGUCCCACCUUGUCUUCAGGCGUCCUCCUGAGAACCCUCCCCCCCGGGCUCAAUGCCUGUCCUUUGGGAGGGUCACAGAGGACCAGCAUUAAAAACCCUUUUCCUUUGAAGAGGUUUGAACAGGGAUCAUUUUAUACCAAGAGAGGAAUCUAUGUCUCCUGAGGACCUCCUCUGAGAACCUCUCAGCCAAUGUGGCUUUUCUGACUUCCGUGCUUUGCAGAAAGGUCGGAUCCAUCGAAGGGAUUGAUUAUCAAAAGCACAGUUUUAAAGGGCAACACGGCGACGAGCUCGGCAGCGGGUCUCUGUGAGGUGGUCAUUACAGAUGUUCGCUUCGUCGUUCUGGUGCUCAGUGACAAUCAAAGUAAACUGUUGUUCAGUUGAUGGAAGGGCUCUCUGUCACCUCACCUGUACUCCUUGGCUUUGAUAAAUCUCUUUCCCCAAAGCUUUGUUCACUCACGAGAGGAAUAAAUAAAUAAAGAUGCUUCUGUUUCUUUG